GUCCCCCACCCGGCGUGGCGGUCCGCCGUCUCCGCGAUCGGAACGUGAUCCUGGCUCCCGGGGUUUCACAGGAAGACGCAAAACUAGUCUCGCCGACUCGGCGAUUGGCUCUCCCUUCCAAUCCAGUUGUCUUUCUAGAACGGUCCCACAGUGGCAGCAAAGCCAUUUAUUUGUUCAUGUGGAUGUUGCUCGUUGGGUGUCUCUUAAAAAGUGGCAGUGAGACGGGGGGGAAUGAUGGGUUAAUGCAGUUUGCCAACUUUUUAAGUGUUUCGUGUGCACUGGAAGCAAAGCCGUUUUCGCCGGUUUGUACGUAGGGAUCCUGGUUUGAUGGGGUUCGCGGUAGGGAAGACGGCGCCUAAGGCCGCGUUGCCCGACGGGCUGAGCUUUUGAAAUAUUUCAACCAUGACAAAAAGAGAAGCAGAGGAGCUGAUAGAAAUUGAAAUUGAUGGAACAGAGAAAACAGAAUGCACAGAAGAAAGCAUUGUAGAACAAACCUACACCCCAGCUGAAUGUGUAAGCCAGGCCAUAGACAUCAAUGAGCCAAUAGGCAAUUUAAAGAAACUGCUAGAACCAAGACUACAGUGUUCUUUGGAUGCUCAUGAAAUUUGUCUACAAGAUAUUCAGCUGGAUCCAGAACGAAGUUUAUUUGACCAAGGAGUAAAGACAGAUGGAACUGUACAACUUAGUGUACAGGUAAUUUCUUACCAAGGAAUUGAACCAAAGCUCAACAUCCUUGAAAUUGUUAAACCAGCGGAAACAGUUGAAGUAGUCAUUGACCCAGAUGCUCAUCACGCUGAAGCAGAAGCACAUCUUGUUGAAGAAGCUCAAGUGAUAACUCUUGAUGGCACAAAACACAUUACAACCAUUUCAGAUGAAACCUCGGAGCAAGUGACAAGAUGGGCUGCUGCACUAGAGGGUUAUAGGAAAGAGCAAGAACGCCUUGGGAUACCCUAUGAUCCUAUACAGUGGUCUACAGACCAAGUCUUGCAUUGGGUAGUUUGGGUCAUGAAGGAAUUCAGCAUGACUGAUAUAGAGCUUAGCACACUCAACAUUUCAGGACGAGAAUUAUGUAGUCUCAACCAAGAAGAUUUUUUUCAGCGGGUUCCUCGGGGAGAAAUUCUCUGGAGUCAUCUGGAGCUUCUUCGAAAAUAUGUAUUGGCAAGCCAGGAACAACAGAUGAACGAGAUAGUUACAAUUGAUCAACCUGUCCAAAUUAUUCCAGCAUCAGUUCAGUCUGCAACACCAACUACCAUUAAAGGUAUAAACAGCAGUGCAAAGGCAGCUAAAGUACAAAGAGCUCCAAGGAUUUCAGGAGAAGAUAGAAGUUCACCUGGGAACAGAACAGGAAAUAAUGGCCAGAUUCAACUGUGGCAGUUUUUGCUAGAACUUCUUACUGACAAAGAUGCUCGAGACUGCAUUUCUUGGGUUGGUGAUGAAGGCGAGUUUAAACUAAAUCAGCCUGAACUGGUUGCACAAAAAUGGGGACAACGGAAAAAUAAACCUACAAUGAACUAUGAGAAACUCAGUCGUGCAUUAAGGUAUUAUUAUGAUGGGGACAUGAUUUGUAAAGUUCAGGGCAAGAGAUUUGUGUACAAGUUCGUCUGUGACUUGAAGACUCUUAUUGGAUACAGUGCGGCAGAGUUGAACCGUUUGGUUACAGAGUGUGAACAGAAGAAACUUGCAAAGAUGCAGCUCCAUGGAAUCGCCCAGCCUGUCACAGCAGUAGCCCUGGCUGCAGCUUCUCUGCAAGCAGAAAAGGAUAACUGAGCCCAGGACCUGCUGGGAUUUCAAGGUCUUUCUUAACUAUGAGAGCAAGCAUUGCUCUUACCUUUAUUACUGAAUUUGAAUCUUCCUUUAUUUCUAGACUGUACAGUCUGAUGCAUGAUUUUUUUUAUAAAUAUUUCAUACUCUUGUGAAUUUGGAUCUUUUUACUUUGAGCAUAUAUUUUAGAAUAUGUGUAUGUUACAGGAUCACCACAAUGGCUUCAGUCUGAAGGCAGGUUCAUUGUGGGUAGUUUGUUAAUAGUCAGGAAAGCUAAACUGGUCAGUAUUAAUGUCUAGCCCUACCAAAAAUAGCCAGCAGCAUCUGAGGAUGAAAAAUAAAUGAAGUAUCUUCAGGAAACAGUCUGGCUUACCUAUUUUUGAAAGUAUAACUGUUUACCCUCUCUGCUGCUUUAGAUGUUGCUUUACAUAAAACCAGAAAAUGGAACUUUAACAGAGAAAGCAUGUGUGCCUGUUUCAUCUAAUCAGGCAGAGCUAAAAUAGUCAUAUCAAAUAAAAGUAUAAUAUUAAUAAAUUACUAAACUAUUAGUAUCAAGUUAUUAAAGUAAUUUAUAUAUCUGCAAGCAAAGGACAAAGAAGUCAACUGGCAGAAGAGCAGUGCUGAAGAGGGAGAUCCAGGUUUAAAUCUGGCUCAGGUUUUUGUAUAGAUUCAUAAUGUCAGGUCAAGAAUUUAAGUUAUUCUAAGAGAAGCAUUGAAUCUAAUAAACCAACUACUACAAAAAUUUUAAAAUGAUCUCUUUUCCCUGUCAGAGAUCUAAAAGACCGAGAAGGUAUACCUCAGCCAGAAAAUUGAUUUGGCUUCUCUCUCUCUCUCUUUUUUUAAUUACUCUUUCAUGUUGGUUUAUUAUGCAAAGCAGCUUACAUGGUCAUUGUGUUUCUGAUGAAAUGAAGACUUUAAAUCAGUCAGCAGUACUUCACCUUUCAAGAUAUUAGGAAAUUAUUUGCAAAUAGUUUAAAAAGAAAAUUUUACCUCCAGUACAGGCAGUUUUCUCUUAAAGCAAAAAUGCCCAUUUAUUUAAUUUCUCCUUUUUAAUAUUUAUAUAUCUGAGUAUACAGAUAUAUGUAUACAUGUCCACAUGACCAUUUCCUAUGAAUACAGGUAUACACAUCUAUGAAGACAUAAUAUUCAAAAGGAAAGAUAUUUGAAAAGGUAAUAAUUCAUUUUUUUAAUCUUAAAAAAUUAAUUCUUAUAAGUAUGAAACUCUUUACUUACCACAAGCUAACACUAAGCAGAAGUGGCUAGAAAUAUAUAUUUUUUUUGUUUGCUCGCUCGCUCUCCUUGCUUUCUUUUGUUUUGUUGUUUGUUUCAAGGUAUUAUGUACAAAUCCUAAUGUGAGAUACUGGCAAAUAACUUCUAAUCCUCUUAUAGCAGAAGAUUUAUUCUCAAAUAUUACUUUAUGCACCUUCUCCCUCAUCAUUUACUUUAAGUUCAUCCCUCUAAACAGCUUUAUAAGGGUUAGUUAAUGCUUUUGACUAACCAGGAGGAAAGGGCCAUGGUAAUAUAGGCAACGUGGCAUUGCUAGCAGUUGCUGCCAUCAAUAUACUAAAUAGCAUUUGGAAUGAACCACAGGAGACAGGGCUCUUAGGAACGAGGAGGAGAGGAGAGGUCUGCGAUCUCCUUGUCUGAUAACCUCAAAUCAUAAUUUUAAGUGCUGUGCUAUAGGGCUACAAAGUAUAAUGUUGGUCCAUUUAUAUGACUGUAUUAAGUCCUUUAAGACUGCUGUACACACCUAAAAAAGAACAAAGUUUGUAACAUCCCACUGUUACCAUUUUAUAAACACACAAAAUAGACAGACAAAUUAUUAGUAGAUAUUGGGUACAGUGGUUGCAAGAAUAUCUGAGUAUAUUAGCAAUAUGAAUUAAUAUACAAAAGCCCUACUUUAAGAUAACUAAUGGCUAAAAAUAAGGUUUCGCACCAUCCACUUAUGGCCUAGGGAAUUGACAAAUCACUUAUAGUUCUAAAAAAUUACACUAUUCUAUUAUAUUUUCUAGAGCUUAAAAUACUUGACUUUUGAAAUGCUUUUAAGGUGACAUGUUAACAUUUUAGCCAGGAUGGCAGACUUCCUUUAUAUCUCAGUUAUAGGUGUGUGUGUGUAUACGUUUUUUAUUUUUUUUUAAAGCAAGGAACACCCACAUUUCUUUUAGAUACCUAAAGUCAAAUUAUUAUUUCUUCUGUAGCAUUUCUCAGAUGCUUAAAAACAAUAAGACAUUCUCCAUUAUUUUUUCUAUAACAGUUUUUAUUGUUCAUUACAAUUGAACAGAGACAGUUCUCAUACAUGAUCAAGUUUUUUUCUUUUUUCUUUGUUGCCUCUUAUCAUUUUAUGCACCAUAACAUAGGUAGUUUCCCCAAUUGAUUCAAGAAAUUUCUGUUACUUUGUGUCAAGUUACAGUAAACGAUUUUCACUGUCCUUAUUGAGGUUACAGUUACCAGAAAGUCAGGUGGGUAGUCUUUUCCCAUAUAGAAAGAUUAUGGAAGAAAAUAUAAUUCACACUAUUCAUUCUUUGUUAUGUUUUUAUGUAUGAAUUUUUCAUAGGAGAAUUUACAAUAUAUUUAAAGGAAGAAAGAUAAAAUUAUUGGUCAUCUUUUAUAUCUUAAGUACAAGAAUAAUGAAAUGUUCACUUUUGUUUUAAAACUUGUUUUCCACAUGAGGUUCUCCCUGAGCCACCUUUAUAGGUAUAGAACUAGCCUGAAGUUUGAUUUGUGUUGGCAUCAAAAAAUCAAAUUAGGCAGAAUUGCUCUGUGUGGUUGAUCUUCACAUGAAUUAACUAAUCAUAUUCAUUUUGUAUCAGUCUAUGUCAGUUAAUUAGGAAAAUUUGUUUAGUUGUUUUUCUCCCCUGACUAAUGGUGAAACUCAAGUAUGAUAUUUCUUUAAAGAUUUGUACCUCCAGAUAUUUACGGCAAGGUCUGCUAUUUUCCAUAUUCAUCAUUUUAUGCUACUGCCUUUUAAAAAGAACCAGUGUAUCUUUGAAAUAGCACAAAAAUGUUUUUAAAUUCACAACUGCAAAACAACCUGUGACUAACUUAAUGUCUUCAUAUCAGGAAGUGUAAAAAUAUUGAUAUUUAGUGAUAUUUCACUUGCUGCCAGAAAAAAAAAUUCUCAAUUUUUUGUAAAAGGGAGGAGGAUUUUUGCAUACAUUUUUACUCUUUAAAUAAAGACACUUAUACUGUCAUAAUAACAAUUAUGUAUUUCUUUGUGGUUUUUAUUUUUUUUGUAAUUUUACAUAAAACAGUUAUUUUCUAUUUUUACUCAGAUAAAAAUAUUUGUGCAUAAAAUGUAAAAAUAGUAUAAUGAGAAAAAUAAAACUAUUAUACAGUA
This is a messenger RNA of Eptesicus fuscus (big brown bat), 5098 nucleotides long. It is a transcript of the gene GABPA, whose product is annotated as GA binding protein transcription factor subunit alpha. The transcript has 10 exons. The coding region runs from base 403 to 1767 and encodes 454 amino acids. Gene Ontology annotation, biological process: cell differentiation; regulation of transcription by RNA polymerase II. Gene Ontology annotation, cellular component: nucleus. The record is from RefSeq and is a predicted model, not a curated record. Gene Ontology annotation, molecular function: DNA-binding transcription factor activity, RNA polymerase II-specific; sequence-specific DNA binding. Lineage: Eukaryota; Metazoa; Chordata; Mammalia; Chiroptera; Vespertilionidae.